AUGUCGUUCUUUGGAGCCACCACGUCGACAACGGCGGCUUCGACUGCCGCGGACAAAGACGUUGAAGUUGCUGAGCCGCCGACCGAUUCAAUUUCUUCAGUCUCGUUCUCACCACAAGCCGACUAUCUUGCAGUUGGAAGCUGGGACAAUAGCGUCCGGAUAUAUGAAGUCGGGCCCCAGGGGCAGACCCAAGGCAAGGCUAUGUAUCAGCAUCAGGGCCCCGUCCUAGACGUUUGCUGGAACACGGAUGGAACGAAAAUCUUCUCUGGAGGCGCGGAUAACGCUGGGAGAAUGUUCGAUGUUACGACUGGACAGGCCACCCAAGUCGCCCAACACGAUGCUCCAAUCAAGGUUGUCGGCUGGGUGAACGCUCCCCAGGCUGGAGUUUUGGCGACCGGUAGCUGGGACAAAACCAUCAAAUACUGGGACUUGCGUACUCCCAACCCUGUAGCUACCGUUACACUUCCAGAACGAUGCUAUACGUUCGACAUCCAAUACCCUUUGAUGGUCGUUGGAACCGCCGAGCGACACAUUCAAAUUUAUAACCUCAACAGCCCCAACACUGUCUUCAAGAAUUUGACCUCCCCUUUGAAAUGGCAAACUCGUGUUGUGUCUUGCUUCACAGCAUCUCAGAAUAGCGGGUUCGCAAUUGGAAGCGUUGAAGGUCGAGUUGCUAUCCAAUACGUCGAAGACAAAGACUCUAGCAACAACUUCUCGUUCAAAUGCCAUCGCCGAGACUCUGUCCCCAACUCCAAAGACCAAGCCAUGGUAUUCGCAGUGAACGAUAUUUCAUUCCAUCCUGUCCAUGGCACCUUCUCGACUUGCGGUUCCGACGGCACCAUCCACUUCUGGGAUAAGGAUGCACGAACUCGACUAAAGACCUUCGAAGCAGCACCUGGGCCGAUAUCCACGACCGCCUUCAACCGCAACGGUACCCUCUUCGCCUACGCCAUCUCAUACGAUUGGUCCAAAGGCCACUCCGGCAUGACUCCCGGGCACCCCAACAAGUUGAUGCUGCACCAAUGCAAGGAUGAGGAAGUCAGGAAGCGCAAUAGAAAGUAAACCAUUGAAAUCUAGUCAUUAUUGUGGUAGAUCUGUUGAUUUUGGUGCCCUUUCCGACUUCUGGUCACUGGGUCGGGAUACGCGAUUCCCGGUGCUGCGAAAAUCGGUCCUGUUGCUAACACUAUUAUACUGUUAAAACUCGUGCGUCCAAGUAAGGGUAUAUAGUCUAGUGGAGAUCCUUUGAAACAUGUAUAUCCAAGUAAGGGUAUAUAAUGGGAUGUUUUUUCGUGUAUCUAAUCGACUUCAUCUCUGCUGAAUGCGAGGUGUAAGGACAAUGGGCAGCUCUCCCUUUAUCAUUAUGAAGUAGUCUUUCAUCUCUGAGAGGUAUUGCUCGGGAUCGUAGAAAUCAGCUAGGUGCAUGUUGUAUCUUUGCAUGAUUAGGCAAACUAGCAUCCGCAUUUCCAUCCAUGCGAGACUCUUUCCGGCGCAGCCGGCUGUCCCGAUGCUGAACGGAGUGAAUGCAGCGGUGUUGAGAAUGAAAGGAGUAC
Molecule: messenger RNA, 1550 nt
Organism: Coprinopsis cinerea okayama7#130
Lineage: Eukaryota; Fungi; Basidiomycota; Agaricomycetes; Agaricales; Psathyrellaceae
Product: Poly(A)+ RNA export protein
Exons: 9
Coding region: 1-1062 (353 amino acids)
Biological process (GO): transcription-dependent tethering of RNA polymerase II gene DNA at nuclear periphery; RNA export from nucleus
Cellular component (GO): nuclear pore
Molecular function (GO): ubiquitin binding; RNA binding
Source: RefSeq, a predicted model, not a curated record